CUGAUCGGAAUCUGCAGUUCUGAACACAUGAAAGUCCGCAUUCAACUUAUCUGCCAAUCAGAUACAAGGAGCGAAUCAGUUCGGAUUACGGAGAUGGAUUCACAUCAGGUAAUAAAAGAUAACCGCUGUGUCCUACCUACGCAAGUGCUUCCUUAGGCUGUGAUUCAUUCCUCAAUUCUAUCCUGAUUCUAUUGUUUAUCUGAGAGUGAUCCUAUUCCUCAUCCUUAUAAUUAUUCCCAGAAACAUGGCAGAGAAGCUGGACUUUACUCUGAGACCAGCCAAUGAAUCGGACUGCGAAGCCCUUACUGAGAUCUUGGAACACUAUGUGCAUAACACUCUCAUCACAUUCCGCCUGGAAGCCCAAUCCGAGGACGAGGUUCGUCAAGGGUACAAUAACGUGAUAGCGAGUGGACUUCCAUACAUCGUUGCCAUCGAUGCACAUGGGAAGAACUUAGGCUGUGCUUCCGUUUCCGGAUUUCGGGGUGCAAAAGGCGGUUAUAUGCACACGGUAGAGCUGACACUGUUCUGCCAUCCCGAUCACAUCGGACAAGGAGUUGGCAGCGCGCUGUUGACGCAGCUCAUUGACAUCUUGAAGAAUCCGGAACGGUUUCCCGAGUAUAUCCCCGUCCCACGCGAUGAGGAUACUCGGAUCCGGCAGGUUAUUGCCUGCAUGUCCUUGAACGAGACUGGGAGAGGUGGCGGAUGGGGCCUGGCGAGGUUCUAUGAAAGUUUCGGGUUCAAACAGGUUGGACAUCUGAAGCAAGUCGGGCACAAGCAUGGGCAAUGGUACGGCUUUGGAUGAGAACGGCUUGGAUGCAUGCUGAUAGAGACAGGAUUGAUACCGUAUAUCUUCAAUUGACACUUUGGAAUCCUUAGAUAAGGCCUGGACUCCAGAUUAUGAAUACAUUCGUCUCCUGUACAGAUAUCGCCUAAUUACGGAAUGGCGUCUGAUCACGCAGAGAUCGUAAAAUUUCAUUAACAUUCAACAGUGAGGGGCCCUCGUCAGUCACGUGGAUCCCAGGUCCCGCGAUUCACCCAUCUUGCCUCGGUCAAAUCUAGAGUG
This is a messenger RNA of Eremomyces bilateralis CBS 781.70, 1063 nucleotides long. Its product is annotated as acetyltransferase. The transcript has a single exon. The record is from RefSeq and is a predicted model, not a curated record. Gene Ontology annotation, molecular function: acyltransferase activity, transferring groups other than amino-acyl groups. NCBI's taxonomy places the organism in Eukaryota, Fungi, Ascomycota, Dothideomycetes, Eremomycetales, Eremomycetaceae. Bases 245 to 802 code for a protein of 185 amino acids.